UUGGUGGUUUCUAAUAGUGUUAGAUUAAUAUACAUGUAAACUUCGUAGUAGUUUCAGUGACUCUGAUAAACACGAAAUACUAAUAACUUUCUCUGUAAGUUAUGGAUCAAUUCCUCGCAGUUUUCUUUUGUGAGAAUAACGAGCCAACUACAAGAGACUUUCCUUGAAAACUUUGAUGCAAAGAAAAUCAAAAGUAAAGACUCAAAAACAAAAACAAAAAUCAAAAUCUCGUUGCAUAUAUAUAAAUAAGACCUCCCAUAUCUUACUAGCAAAUCUAACAAUGGAUAGAUACCAACACGUCUAUGUGAUGCGUCACGGACACCGACUCGACAACUUCGACCCAGAUUGGGCAGCAAAGGCUGCCAGACCUUGGGAUCCUCCUCUCUUUAAAGACGGCAUGGUUCGAGCGUUUCAAACCGGUCAAAGGAUCGGAAGUCAAACCGGGUAUCCCAUUCACCGCAUCUUCGUCUCUCCUUUCCUCAGAUGUAUUCAGACAGCUUCCCAGGUGGUGGCAGCUCUCUCCUCCCUCCCCAACGCCAUGUCUUCCAUUAAUAAAACAAAGCUCAAGGUUGCUAUUGAAUACGGCUUGUGUGAGAUGAUGAACUCGGUGGCUAUAUGGUCUGUGGUUUCUCCUAAAGAUGGAAAAUUUGUCUUCAAUAUCUCGGAUCUUGAAUCUAUGUUUCCUGAAGGAAUGGUGGAUCAUAAUGUGGAUCCUAUUUAUAAAGAGGUACCAAAAUGGGAGGAGUCCCCCGAAAAAUGCAGAGAAAGAUAUGUUAAAGUUGUAAAGACUCUUGCCGAUAAGUAUCCUACAGAGAACUUGAUCUUAAUCACCCACGGGGAAGGAUUGGUAACAACAUUUUCGACCUUCUAUAAAGAUACAACCGUCCUUGAAGUAGACUAUUGUGCUUAUGUUGAAUUAAGAAGAGAGGUCUCAAGUAAAGAUGGGUCUGUUGUUGAAACUGGGGAGUAUGAGGUUGCUCAAUCUGGAAUCAGGUUUAGUCAUGAUCCUGUCACUAUCCCAACACCGUUUUAGCCAAUGUUCAUCAGUUCCUCUGUUUCUGUACUUUAAUUUGUAUUUUUUUUUAACAUUUAUUACUUCUAUUUGUUGCCCACAAAAAAAAAUUACUUCUAUUUGUAUUUGAAUUGCUUUUGUAUGAACUAUGAAUCAUGGCUCAAUGUUAUCAUUCAAUUUAAUAAGGUUUGACA
Molecule: messenger RNA, 1206 nt
Organism: Brassica napus (rape)
Lineage: Eukaryota; Viridiplantae; Streptophyta; Magnoliopsida; Brassicales; Brassicaceae
Exons: 4
Coding region: 176-1033 (285 amino acids)
Source: RefSeq, a predicted model, not a curated record